AUGAGAACCAUGGCUCCUAAAUUUUACCAACAUGACGGCAAACCCAUUGAUCUUGACGAGAUCCAUGAUUACCUGAUCAGCCUGGCAUUCCGUGCUGGGGAUAUCAUCAACAGCGCUCUACCUACCGAUGAUAGUACUGGAUCAAAGAUGAAUUCUGCUGAUAUCGUCACUCGAUAUGAUAAAGCCGUUGAAACUAUGAUAUCCUCUGCCUUAAUGGAGAAAUAUCCAUCAUACCAGUUUCAUGGAGAGGAGACCUAUGACCCAGCCCAUCCCCUAACCGAUGCACCCACGUUUGUAGUUGAUCCUAUCGAUGGUACGGUCAAUUUCGUGCAUGGAUUUCCCUGCUCCUGUAUUUCUCUUGGAUUCGCUGUUCGCCGUGUACCCAUUGUAGGUGUCGUCUUCAACCCUUUAACACGCACUCUUUAUUCUGCAAUACAAGGCCGUGGGUCAUACUUGAACCGCACCACCAAGCUUCCCUUAAAGGGCGAUGAUAUAGGGCCAUUGAAAGGCCUGGAGAAUUCACUCGUCGGUAUUGAGUGGGGCUCGGAGAGGACAGGUGCCAAUUGGGAAACAAAGGUGCGAACUUUCGAGAAACUCGGCCGAGCAAAGGAAGAUGGCGGUGCAAUGGUCCGUUCGAUGCGCAGCAUGGGUUCUGCGGCGCUGAACCUCUGUGCUGUCGCAGCUGGGACUUUAGACAUAUACUGGGAAGGGGGUUGCUGGGCCUGGGAUGUUUGUGCAGGCUGGGUAAUACUGACCGAAGCAGGUGGUGUCAUGAUAGAUGGAAACCCAGGAACGUGGGAAGCAACUCUCGAUGGAAGAAGAUACCUUGCUGUUAGAGCAUGCUCCGAUGAGAACAGCAGGCUGGAGCUCAUUAAGGAGUUUUGGGGGCACAUUCAGGGAAGUUUUGAAUAUUGA
Aspergillus luchuensis is the source of this 915-nucleotide messenger RNA. RefSeq names its product inositol monophosphatase family protein. The coding region runs from base 1 to 915 and encodes 304 amino acids. Lineage: Eukaryota; Fungi; Ascomycota; Eurotiomycetes; Eurotiales; Aspergillaceae. Gene Ontology annotation, biological process: phosphatidylinositol phosphate biosynthetic process; inositol metabolic process; signal transduction. Gene Ontology annotation, molecular function: inositol monophosphate 1-phosphatase activity. The record is from RefSeq and is a predicted model, not a curated record. The transcript has 3 exons.